This is a messenger RNA of Sorghum bicolor (sorghum), 1141 nucleotides long. RefSeq names its product histone H2B.1. Lineage: Eukaryota; Viridiplantae; Streptophyta; Magnoliopsida; Poales; Poaceae. The transcript has a single exon. Bases 295 to 741 code for a protein of 148 amino acids. The record is from RefSeq and is a predicted model, not a curated record. Gene Ontology annotation, biological process: nucleosome assembly. Gene Ontology annotation, molecular function: structural constituent of chromatin; protein heterodimerization activity; DNA binding. Gene Ontology annotation, cellular component: nucleosome.
CAUCUAUUUCGUUCCACGCAUCUCUAUCCCUACCCGUCGAAAAUUCAACGCUCCAACUCUCCGCCGUCCAUCCUCCCACGGCAGCCCAGAUCCAACGCCUGUAGCUUGCGCCAACUCAUCGAUCCGCGCUCCACCCAUCUCCACCAAUCCCCUUCCAUCGUGCUCCUCUACAAAAGCUCCCCUCCCCAUCAAUCAAUCCCCCAUUUCACGCCAAGAAAAGCCUCCUCCUGAGUCUCGAACCAACCGCAUCGUCCCCCGUCUCCUUCCCCCUUCGUCCCCGACAUCCCCGACCCGAUGGCGCCCAAGGCCGAGAAGAAGCCAGCGGAGAAGAAGCCGGCCGCCGAGGAGAAGGCGGAGAAGGCGCCCGCAGGAAAGAAGCCCAAGGCCGAGAAGCGCCUGCCCGCCUCCAAGUCCUCCGGUAAGGAGGGCGGCGAGAAGAAGGGGAAGAAGAAGGCCAAGAAGAGCGUGGAGACCUACAAAAUCUACAUCUUCAAGGUGCUGAAGCAGGUGCACCCCGACAUCGGCAUCUCCUCCAAGGCCAUGUCCAUCAUGAACUCCUUCAUCAAUGACAUCUUCGAGAAGCUCGCCGGCGAGGCCGCCAAGCUCGCGCGGUACAACAAGAAGCCCACCAUCACCUCCCGCGAGAUCCAAACCUCCGUGCGCCUCGUCCUCCCCGGAGAGCUCGCCAAGCACGCCGUCUCCGAGGGAACCAAGGCCGUCACCAAGUUCACCAGCAACUGAGCGACCUGCAGCGUCCACGGAUUUGUUAGGUCUCCCUUUCUAGGAGGGUUCUUCGUUGUGUCCUCUCCUCCUCCCUCCCCCUAUGUAUGUGCUCUGAAAUCGUUGAUGUUCUCCUCGGGAACAAAGACUAAUAGCUAGCUUCCCUGCUUUAUAAAUCGUGCCGGAUUGUAAUGCCUCUCUUAGAUUUGCUGCCCCCGUUGUGGAAUAUAGUUGUAUCGGUGCCUUCUCCGCUUGCUAAAUCUCUUCCGCUCUGGUAUUUGGGGAUCUAAGAUUUUUACCGGAGAGUGGAGAAUUGAGACCAUCAUGGAUUACCGAUGAAGAUCUGAGGUCACGAGGUCGAAGGGUCUCAGGUUCUUCAGCACGGAGAUAUUUGUGAGCAAUCAACUGUGUAUUGAAGCCA